Molecule: messenger RNA, 2121 nt
Organism: Anisakis simplex (herring worm)
Lineage: Eukaryota; Metazoa; Nematoda; Chromadorea; Rhabditida; Anisakidae
Source: the annotation of a GenBank genome assembly
UUUCGCUUAGUUGUGAAGACCGCGUUGAAGUUGUUAUUGGUAUUCAUUGAGUAUACGGAUCAUAAUGCCUUACUCUUGAUGACGGCAGUCACGAAUGUGGAUAAAGCUAACGGUCGACCCGAUUGGUUCGGUCUAAUGAAGGUAUUGAAUGAGAAGGAUAGCAAUGAUGUAGAAAUGUUAACGUACGGCAUGACCGUUAUCAACAAAACGCUGAAUGGAGUAUCAGAUCAGGACACUUAUUAUGACAUAGUUGAUGCAUUGGAAUCGCAAGGGUUGGAAGAUGCCAUGAAGCAUAUGGUACGUCUGGGACAUAAGGAACUGGUUGAUCAGUGCAAACUGUACGAAAAGGUUUUGAAACAAGAGGAUGAAUACGAGAGUAAUGAAGAGUCAAAUAUUGUGAAAAUGAGGCAAGUUUGCGAAAUUACUCUAAUUUUCCUGAAUCAGACGAAUAGCCCUCAGAUAUUGUCGAACGAUCGACGUGCCGUUAUGAGACGGCGGCAUCAAGAAUCGCUGGCAAGGCAGCAAGAGCAUCAAAACUUCCACAAGAUUAAUGCCAUCAAUAAUAAUAUCAACAGCAGCAUUGAUAAAAAUGAUAAACCUCUAACGAACGGUAUUCCGGAACCAAAUAAAAUCGUUCCACCGUGGAGGCGUAAAAUGUCCGAAGAGCCGCCGAAUAUUGAGGUGGAGAAGAAAAAUGAUGCGAAUAACAAUGUGCCAUCUCAACCGGCAAAAGAAGUCGAAUCUCACAGUGUUGCUCCACAACCAGCCCAGGUUGUGAACAAACCUAAACCUCUCAACUUAGUAAACGGUAAUAAGGAAGAAGAGAAUAACGAAAAUGUGGAGCCAGAAAAACGGGUUCGCGCUCCUCCGCCGGCAUUUCCAGCAAUAUUCUCGCCGACUGAUAACAAGAAAAUCGAAUUCCCCGAGCCGAAGAAAGAGAAGCCGAAGGAACCCGAGCCAAAGCCAGCUACACCUGAACCAGCCAAACCGGCUCCUCCAAAAGCGAAGAUAAUCGAUGAUGACGAUGACGCGGGUGGUGGUAAUGCUUUUGCAGCACAGUUAAGACGUCGUGCCGCGAAACGAGAGCAAGCAGUUGCCCCUACUUUCGAGCCAAAACUCAGUGAAUCGGAAACGCAAUGGAAAAAGGCAGCUGAAAACUUCAAAUCAAAGCCGUUAAUAAUCAACGAUUUGGACUUCUCUGAAUUUCACAACGAUGAAUUUGAGCAAGAUCCGCUUGUAAUGGCACGAUUAGCCGUUAUCGCUCAAGAGAAAGGCCUUAUACCGGGAUCUGGUGGCGGUGCUCCACCACCUCCAAAAUUCCCUGGCGGACCACCUCCAGCCCCACCUCCAUUGCCUGGAAUCGGCGGUGCUCCUCCUCCUCCGCCAUUGCUUGCGCCUAAUGCAGGUAAUCGAGGACGUGAUAUUAGUCCAGGUACAUCCAAAACGAGUACACUGAAAUUGCACUGGAAACCGGCGCAAGCGGAACCGCCUCCAGUACCCGCACUGAAAAACAAAGGAUCAUUCUGGCAUAAACUCGACUUACCGCCGAUUGAUACCAACAAAUUAGCGCAACUGUUCGAGCAACGAACCAAGGACAUAGCACCGAAGAAAACCAACGGUGAACACAAGCCACAGGUUCUGCAAGUUCUUUCGUUGAAACGCUCACAAGCCAUCAAUAUCGGUCUCACGAAGUUGCCACCAAUCAAUGUGAUCCCUACUGCGAUUAUGAAAUUCGAUUCACUCGUACUGAAUAAAGAGGGAAUCGAAAAGAUUCUCGCAACAAUGAUGCCAAGCCCAGCGGAAAUUGAGGCUAUCGAAAUUAAAUCUGCCGAACAUCCCGAUAUGCCACUGGGACAAGCCGAACAAUUCAUGUUGAAGCUAUCACAAAUACCGUGUCUUUUGGAACGACUUCGAUUGUGGUCAUUCACUCUCGAUUAUAAAAACUGUGAAAAGGAUAUCGCCGAACCAUUGAUGGAUUUGCAAUUGGCCAUGAAAGAAAUUGAAGACUCGAAAACGUUCAGAACCGCGAUGGGAAUAUUGUUAACGAUCGGAAACACCCUCAAUGGCACUGAUGUAAGCCAUAGAAACUUCAGAGAUCACUUCAUUUCAGAUGAUAACUAA